AUGCGCUUCAUCCAGCUUCUUCCCGUCCUCCCAGCGUUGGCUGCAGCGCAAGAACAGGUUCCCCUUGGGAGCCGCGUUCAGGGUUGGUUCAACAAGGCCAAGUCCUACCUGCCAACUGCCACUCCCGUGAUUCCCGCAGUUGAGAAGGUGGUUGAGCAGAAGAAGAUCCAGGCGAAGACCGUUACCGACUUCAACCUAAGCAACUGGCAGUCCAUUCUGGAACCCUCUUCGAAACCGAGGAACUGGCUUGUCUACAUUACUGGUGGAAACAAGACAUGCUUCGGACGCUGUGGCCAGGCCGACAAGUCUUUCAAUGAAUCCGUUCUCUUGUUUUCUGCCGAUCCGACCUCCCCCAAUCUGGGUCGCGUGGACUGUGAAUCGAACCAGAUACUUUGCUCUGUCUGGUCCGCUGGCGCUCCAUCGAUUUGGCAUCUCCAGGUCCCUCAGGCUCAGAAUCGCGAGGAACGUCCUGCCACUGCCCUCCACACUGUGUACCUGAACUCAACUACCGUGACCCCCGAAACGAUCUACGAAAUCCACUCGAAGAAGACGUAUGAAAACAAGCCUGCUUACGAGGGCGCUUUCCACCCCACGGAUGGCUGGCUCGCGCGGGCGGGACUCCUUGUCCCUGUGGGCUACGUCAUCUACGGCUUUGGUGCUAUCCCCAGCUGGCUUUUCAUGAUUCUUAUCAGCUUUUUCAGCAGGAGCAUGAUGAGCCGUCGACUUGGGAACCCGGGUGCCCCAGCGCAAGCCCCAACUGCUCGCUCUAAUUAG
Aspergillus tanneri is the source of this 774-nucleotide messenger RNA. RefSeq lists its product as uncharacterized. Lineage: Eukaryota; Fungi; Ascomycota; Eurotiomycetes; Eurotiales; Aspergillaceae. The transcript has 3 exons. Bases 1 to 774 code for a protein of 257 amino acids. The record is from RefSeq and is a predicted model, not a curated record.